AUGGAGUCCCCCGCUAUCCCGGUCCCGCUGGAUCCGCGGGAGCAGCCCAUCCUCGAACGCUUGCUCCGAACCCGUGACGCCUUGCUUCUCAUAAAACAGGACAAGUCCUCAUAUAUCAAGUCUCGCGAUGUGUUACCACUUUACGAAGAAGUGAUCGAAGGAGUUGAGAAGAUCAAUGCUGCCCGUAAAGGACAAGAGCGACGCAUGGUACACAAUCGCCUGGAUUAUGUCUUGGAUGACUGCUUCCAGUUGAUCUCUCUGCUCUUUUUGACGGUUGGGAAGAACAACGAAGCUCCUGCAGUAUAUUCUUUGGUGACCACAAUCAAGCGCUUACUUGACCACCUCCAAGAGGCCGGCUUUUACAGCUCGAAAGAUUUGAACUCGAUCACCAAAACGCUAGAGUCUACAAGGGAAACUCUUGAGCGAGGACGCAACACAUACUCACCAGCUCUUCUGACACUUCUGGAAAGUCGCCUAGAACAUUGUGAGCAAUUGCUGGUGAAAUUGCAAGAAGGUCUUGCCUUAUUGACUCCGCCCUUGGCGCAAACACACGAGACACUGGUUUCAAUUUUGCGGUCAACAUCCGCUGUUAAUACUCGGUCAAAGUUCUCAGCCUCGGAAGUAAACGGUCUUCGGGAACAAUUAAAGAGGAUUGAAAAGACACAAAAGGAUGGUAACUUCGUGGAUGCCGAGGGAAAUCCGUUUGAAGGACAGGAUGGUCUCAAGUCUUUGAUCCAAAGGUGUUGGCAAUGGACCGAUACUGUGCUUGAGCGCGAGGGAAAAAUUGACGAGCGAUUCCAAGAUCAGUAUGAGCGAUUGUUGGACAUCCGUAACCAGCUAGACCGUUUGUCUGUGACCCAGGCCUGGUCGCUGCGCGAGACCGAUCUGUUCGGUUACCAGCGAAAGCUAGACCGCAUUGAUGAGGCACGAAUCAACGGAAACUUUGUCGAUACCGAGGGUCAGCCAGCGGACUUGCAUGCGCAGCGGACGCUGUUAUACCUCAUUCGCCGCAGUUAUGCAUACAUUUACGCACUUUUGAUCUCAUCAGAGCCUGUUUCAGAGGCUCUUCUGCCAGUCUAUAACCAACUUCAAACUCUCCGCCGGUGCUUGAUUGAAGUUAAGGAAUCUGGGGGCGUCGCAAACUCGCGCGAGCUUUACCCCUACAGCAUGAAGCUCAACUCGAUUGACAACAUGCGAGUCGAUGGGAAAUUCUACGUGGGUCCAGAUAUCCCUGAGGGCCAAGGCAGUGUCAAUAACCUGCUGGCCGAAUGUUACGAUCUGGUCUGGGAACUACGCGCCGCAGUGGUCGAUGAGGAAGAGGAGUCUUAG
Penicillium paradoxum is the source of this 1329-nucleotide messenger RNA. RefSeq lists its product as uncharacterized. Gene Ontology annotation, cellular component: cytoplasm; nucleus. The record is from RefSeq and is a predicted model, not a curated record. The transcript is spliced from 8 exons. NCBI's taxonomy places the organism in Eukaryota, Fungi, Ascomycota, Eurotiomycetes, Eurotiales, Aspergillaceae. Bases 1 to 1329 code for a protein of 442 amino acids.